UGUGUGAGCAGGUCUGCAGUGUCUGUGCUGGAGAAGGUUCAGGAGGAGAUGUCAAAACCCUUCAGUCACAACCGCUUCAGAAAGGAGAACAUCUCCACAACCCUCACCACACACAGCCAGCGGCUCCUGCAGGUCCAGGAGGCCCUAAACACAGCCGAGAGCCACAACAACCACAGCAGACACCUGCUCGACGACAUCCAGACCAACCUACAGACGCUCACAGUCUCAAGGAACAACGUCAGCAGUCUAAACCAGGAAGUAGAAACGCAGGUACAGGAAGCUCAAGACCUGCUGACCGAUGCCCUCAAUAUCGCUGAAGACAUUGGCAAUGGCACGGCUACUCUGGAUGAGACGAGGAAUGAUCUGGAAGGAUGGAGUCCGUCUCUCAGGAAGCACGUGGACGCUUUAGUGAUGGAUAUGACCAAAAGAGACGCCCUACAGCUGGUGUACAGAGCCGAGGAUCACGCGCAAGCUCUCAGCAAACAGGCACAAGCUCUUAACAGUUCUCUGUCUGAGGUCAGGUCUGCAGCAGUAAACGCCACCAGCGCCACUCAAACCAACACCAACCUCAGAGAACGCACACAGCUGGCUGAAGAUCUGGCCCACGCCGCCAAUCAGAGCGCUAGCUCCGCCCUCAAUCUG
This is a messenger RNA of Sinocyclocheilus anshuiensis, 642 nucleotides long. Its product is annotated as laminin subunit alpha-1-like. The transcript has 4 exons. The annotation marks the transcript as partial. The record is from RefSeq and is a predicted model, not a curated record. NCBI's taxonomy places the organism in Eukaryota, Metazoa, Chordata, Actinopteri, Cypriniformes, Cyprinidae.